Sardina pilchardus (European sardine) is the source of this 1982-nucleotide messenger RNA. RefSeq names its product G2/M phase-specific E3 ubiquitin-protein ligase-like. Bases 1 to 1965 code for a protein of 654 amino acids. Gene Ontology annotation, molecular function: ubiquitin protein ligase activity. The record is from RefSeq and is a predicted model, not a curated record. Lineage: Eukaryota; Metazoa; Chordata; Actinopteri; Clupeiformes; Clupeidae. Gene Ontology annotation, biological process: protein polyubiquitination. The transcript is spliced from 9 exons.
AUGGCGGCGGGGGCCGGCGGUGCUGCAGACGGCGAGGAGGACAGAAAACCUGUGCACGAGGUGUCAGAGGCUGGACGCACAAACUCCAAAAUUGGAUUGAAUUGGAGUUUACCAGACUUGAAUAAUUAUGUUUGUCAAAGCUACCCGAAAAUUAGUCUAAAUUUGGUAGGCUUUGAAUUGGCAAGGGCAGGUAAAGGGCGCAAGAUUAAAAAGUUACAAGUUUGCUCUGUGAGGGAACUGAAAGCCGCUGUUGGCAAAAGCAGAUUGUACAUCGUGCCACGAGCCACUGUCUUGCAGGUAACAUCACCACCCCCUGCCAUGUCCCAGAGAACACCACCACCCUCUGCCAUGUCCCAGAGAACACCACCACCCUCUGCCAUGUCCCAGAGAACACCACCACCCUCUGCCAUGUCCCAGAGAACACCACCACCCUCUGCCAUGUCAUUCCCACCACUUGCAGCUCUAACACCACCUGAGACCUCCACUCGCUCACUGAUGACCUCCACUCGCUCACUGAUGCCUGUGUCCUCUCUUCAGUCACCACUGUCCGAGACCUCCACUCGCUCACUGAUGACCUCCACUCGCUCACUGAUGCCUGUGUCCUCUCUUCAGUCACCACUGUCCGAGACCUCCACUCGCUCACUGAUGACCUCCACUCGCUCACUGAUGACCUCUACUCGCUCACUGAUUACCUCCACUCGCUCACUGAUGUCAGAGACCUCCACUAGCUCACUGAUUUUAGAGACCUCCACCCAGCCAAGUGUGUCUGUGCCCUCUCUCCAGCCAGAACAACCCAUCAUUAUUCAUGAUGAGGAUGAGGCACUUGGAGGACCUGUGGAUGAGCCUGAUCUACAGUCCAUAUUGCGACAAAUGGUUGCAACAGUUGAUUUUACCGUCAGUCCAACCAGCAAUCAGAUAAAUGUUUGCAGGGACAGCGUGUUACUCUGUAGCCUGCGGGCCUUCAAGAGGAAGUUCUUCAAUCCUCACGCAAAAUUGGAUGUUGUGUUUGUGGACGAAGACGAUAACGGUGAAGGGGCAGUUGACGAAGGUGGCCCCACCAGAGAAUACUUGAGGCUUUUGAUGAGGUCCGUCCACCAAUCCAACAUCUUCGAAGGACAUGAGAAGGACCGGCGGUUGUCACUUGAUACUCAAGCUUUGCAGACUAAACUAUACACAUGGGUGGGGAAAAUGAUUGCUGUGUGUGUUGUCCAUGGAGGAGUCGGUCCACACUUCUUUUCCGAAAGGCUUUUCCAUCAAAUCUGUGGGAUCCCAACACCCCUGGCCACGGUGGAUGAAGUUGGUGACCAUACGUUCAGGGAGCAGUUAAUCAAAAUACAGGAAGCAACAACUGUCCAAGAGGCCAGAAGUGCAGUUGCAGAGGCAGCAGAUAGCCUUAGCAUUAUCGGUGCGUUACGAUAUGUGUCCAGCCUAGAGGAGAAGAACUCCCUUGUCCAGUCAGCUGCAGACUUUUUUGUCACAGGAAGAAUGGCGACUGCCCUGGACCAGUUUGCUGAGGGGUUAAAAACCCUUGGUGUACUGGAAGAGCUGAGGAAGAAUCCAACAUUGUUUUACAAUAUGUUCGUCAGUGAAGAGAUUCCUCUCCAGGCAAAGGAUUUGUGCACUCUAUUUGAUGUGGACUUCUCUGUGCAAGGCAGCAACAGGAGAGACAGAGAAAAUAGUACCAUAUGCUUUUGGCGUGACUGGCUAAUCGAAAUUGAAGGAGGAGAAUGCAGUCCAGUCACUCUCGAAAAGGUUCUGGAGUUUGCAUCUGGAGCCUCAGCCGUGCCUCCACUGGGAUUUCCUGAACGGCCACUAAUCCAGUUCCUUCAUGAGGGCAACCGAGUAUUCCCAGAAGCAAACACGUGUAUUGUGGUACUCCGCCUGCCGCUUCACUCUUCCUAUGAAGCCUUUGAAAAACACAUGACGGAGGGAAUUUUGCAGGCUCCUAUCUUCGGACUUUCCUGAGGUCAUUGUGUGUACUG